UGUUAAUUCAAAGUAGACCAUAAUUGAGCAAUGUUAGAAUAUGAGAUUCUGUGCAUAUGGGUCAACAUUUCAUAAUUGACCCAACCACUUUGAAUCAAGGGAAUAUUGAGGUAAAGACCUAAUGAAGUAGGUUGAAGAGACACUGGAAAGAGUAGGAAUGGAGAAUGUCAAUUUUGACAUUGUUUGUGAGAAGUUUUGAUGUAAAUAUCAGAAAAAUGGGGUGACACUAGUGAAGAAAAAUAGUGAUAAAGGAAGACAUUUUAAAUGUUUUAUAAUAGGAGAAAUAAUAGCCUGUUCCUUUGCUAAAGAGAAUGCUUCAGUAGAGAAAGAAAGAGAAGUAUGAGGAGACAAUGGCCUUGCUGGAGUCUGCCCUUGAUUAAGUGAGUGAACUCUAGGAUAUGUCUGCUAUGAUUAAUCAUGAAUUUCCUCUGUAUUUUAUGGAGCAUCCCUCCAAAUAUACUAUCAUCUCUGGUACCACUAUGUCCUUUUCUGUCCUCCUCAUCCUCCAUAAUAUAUAAAAUGUGACUAAUUCUACAUGAAAUCUACAAAUGUCAGCCUCCAAAAGUGUGCAGGUCACCAUAGUUGAUUGGCCCACUAAUGACAACUGUCUCAAUAAGCCUCCAAAUUACUGUAACUUAGGAUGAAAAAGUAGAUGAGGGCAUUCCUUCCUUUCAUUAGGCUUUAUGGUGCAUGUGGCCAUUCAUGUUUUACUUAAAUAUUCAAAACUGCUUAUGUGUCGAUUUUAAAAGAUUUGACUGACAGAUGAAAGGCUGAUAAUGUUUCUACUUAUGCUGAGUGAUAAUGCAUAGAAUUUAUUUGUUGUGGGAUUGUGCAUUUUUACAGGUAUAUCUAAUGGUUUUUGAUUAGUUAUAUUACCUUUUCACCUGUGAAGUUUUUUAUUUUCUUGUUUUGUAGCCUGUUUCUGGAGCAGUACAGAUUACAGAAAUCCUUUGUUCCCAAUUGCGAAGGAAAACCCGAAUUAUAUUAUGGAAGGAGAAAACCAAACAGUUCUGUUUGAGUUUAUCAUCUUGAGAUUCUCCAACUUAAAAGAGUUACAAUUUUUACUUUUCACCAUCUUCCUUGUAACUUAUAUCUGUACUUUGGGAGGAAAUAGCUUCAUAAUUUUGGUAACCAUGACUAAUCUGCACCUGCACACGCCUAUGUAUUUUUUUCUGGAAAACUUAGCUUUUCUUGACAUCUGCUACACCACCACCAAUGUUCCCCAGAUGAUGGCGCAUCUUCUGUCAGAGAAAAAAAGCAUUUCCUAUUUAGGUUGCAUGGCACAACUUUUUGCAUUUAUUUUUUUUGUGGGAUCAGAGUCCCUGCUCCUGGCAGCAAUGGCAUAUGAUCGCUACAUUGCAAUCUGUAAGCCCUUGAGGUAUUCAGUUAUUAUGAACAAGGUUCUGUAUAGCCAGUUAGCAGCCUCCUGCUGGUCUGGUGGUUUCCUCAAUUCAGCGGUGCACACAGUACUGGCAUUCCGCCUGCCCUUCUGUGGCAACAAUCAGAUUAAUUAUUUCUUCUGUGAUAUACCUCCUUUGUUGGUCUUGUCUUGCGGGGACACUUCUGUCAAUGAAGUGGCACUACUAUCCAUUGGGGUGGUCAUUGGUUGGACUCCUUUCCUGUCUAUUGUCCUUUCCUACCUCUAUAUUAUCUCCACCAUCUUGAGGAUCCGAUCCUCCAAGGGGAGACAAAAGGCCUUUUCCACCUGUGCCUCCCACCUGACCAUUGUCCUUCUCUAUUAUGGCAGCGCCAUCUUCACAUAUGGACGACCCAUCUCAACAUAUUCACUGGAGAAAGACAGGCUGAUCUCAGUAUUGUAUAGUAUUGUUACCCCCAUGCUAAAUCCUAUAAUCUACUCCUUGAGGAAUAAGGAUAUUCAAGAGGCUAUGCAAGUUAUGGGGAGAAAGUGGAAGGCUUCAAGCUCCCUCUCUUUUGAUGUGUAAGUUUUUCUUUUCUAAGAAGAUGACAUUACAAAACUGGCCAUUUUACUUAUAGAGCUGAUUUUGGCUAAUUACUCUCAAACAAAAGUAAAAGUCAAUGCAAAUUUUCACAUCCAGCACUUUCAGAAACACUCUCGCUAAAAAUACUAUAUGAAAUAUUUAAAUUUUUUCAGAGAGAUCAGUUAAUGUAAAAGAUAGUGAGGAAUCACAAAUCUAAUAUUGAACAGAGUUGAAAAUACAAAGAUGUGAAAUUGGCAUUAGCGACCCUCUCUUAUGAGGACUUCUGAUAAUCUUGAAGAAGUGUUUGAGGUUCUGAAUUGUGUUUUGACAUCCUUGUAAGAUUAGAGAGCUAAAAAUGGAGUCUUGAGCUAGUUAAUUGAAACAACAAUUAUCCUCUAUUUUAUCCGGUAAACUUAUCAAUAACUUACGUGCCUAGUGACUACCAUAUUGGACCAUGCAUCCAUAGAACAGUUCUUUCCUUGCCGUUAAUAGACAGUGCUUCUCUGAAAGAAGAAGUAUUAGAUGGGCAACUUUGCUUUAAGAGAUAUCACAACCAAUUGCAAAAUAAAAACAACAGUAUGUUAAUGGUUCAGUGAUAAACUGAUCAUUGGAAUAAACUAGAGAAUCCAGAAAAAGUCCCCUGAAUAAACAUAUUUAUUUGAUUACAUGAUAGAAGAGGCCAGAAGAGGCAUGAAAGAAAAGUUGAAUAAGGACAAUGUUUUCAAUAAAAAGGCAAAAGGGCAUAUGCUCCUAGCCUUAAAUGUUAUACAAAAAUCAAUUCUAGGGUACUGUAUACCUUAGUGUGUAAAAGAACAAUAAGACUUUUAGAAAGUGAUAAAGGCUACCACCGUAUCACACGUGGUCUUGUCAGACCCGAUCUGGAGCAGAGACCUGAUGCCACCCCCACCACUGCCUCUGCUUAGCACCUCUGGCAGGAAGGACAGUGGUCCCCAAGUCCAAAGGCAAUGGGCUGGAGAACACGGCCUCUUGGAUGGAGCCCACAGCUUUUGUUCAGCCUGGCCCUACGUGGCUAAGGCGCUUGCUAUGUGGUUGAUGAUCACGGUGGGUGGGGGUUGACCCAGGUUUGCAGGGAAUAGUCACUGUGGACGACGAAAUGAGAUAAGUUGAAUAAGUGACAAAUAAAGGCAAAGUUUUAGAAGCCAGAAGGGAAUUGAAAAUUUAAAAAUAUUAAUAUAUUCCUUUUCACCCUCACUAAAGUCACUCUUACUCAGGCAUUGAUUUUUUUUCUUUGAAUUUUCUUGACUAAUGGUAUAGCCUCUUGCUGGCCUCCCCUCCCCUCCUUCACCCUACUUUACUAAAUCCUGUACAUUAUGUCUGAAUUAAUUUCAAAACACAUAUUUGAUAAAAAUGAAUGAAGCAGAGGGAGAGGAAAGGUGCUUUACAUUGUUAUUAACUGUAUAUUAGAAAGUAAUAAAUUUCUCUUGUCUCAGUCCCUUUUGCUAUCAAGUGAUCUGUGUAUUAGCCCUCUUCGUGGACUUCUCUUUCUCCUCUCCAUUGACAGUAAAGGCUGUCAUAGUCCUCCAUACUGUUGCUUAUACCUGUAGCUCAUUCAGUUUUCAUUGCUGUAUAGAAUUUCAUGGUAUGAAUAUGCCCACAAAUGCUUUAUUCUUUCAAUGAAAUUAAACACCUAACAAUUGCAUGAAACUAUUAUUUUCACAAUUUCUAGGUUAAUUUUGGGGAAAAAAGCAGCUAGAAUUGUUCAAUCUGACAUUAAGACUUAUUUUAAGACCUAUUGGAGUUCCUAUUGUGGUUCAGAGGGUUAAGAACCCAACUUGUAUCCAUGAGAAUGCAGGUUUGUUCCCUGGCUUUGCUGGCAGCUGCAGCUCUGAUUUGACCCCUAGCCCAGGAACUUCCAUAUGCCGCAGGUGUGGCCUAAAAAAAAAAAAAAAAAACCUAUUAUGAGACCUACUAGUGGAAGGUCAAGUUCGUGGUCCAAAAGCAGACAAGAUUAUCAUAGGAUAGAGGUCUUAGAGACAGACCCAAAUAUUUGUAUGGUAACCUAAUAUAUAAUAUGUAUGGCACUCCAAUAAAUGAUGGAAAUUUAGUAAUAGUUUGGAGAAAUCAGAUCACUAAGUAAAGAAAAAUAAAUUAGAUUUCUAACUUUCACUUUGUGAAAGAUGAACUUUAAGUGGAUUAAGGAGGAAAAUUUGAAAUUUAAAAACUGUAAAGUUGAUAUUAAAGUAAGAGAAUAGGGAAUUCCCAUCAUGGCACAGUGGAAACAAAUCAAACUAGGAACCAUGAGGUUGG
Messenger RNA from Sus scrofa (pig), 4208 nucleotides. The record is from RefSeq and is a predicted model, not a curated record. Lineage: Eukaryota; Metazoa; Chordata; Mammalia; Artiodactyla; Suidae.